Molecule: messenger RNA, 3686 nt
Organism: Acanthochromis polyacanthus (spiny chromis)
Lineage: Eukaryota; Metazoa; Chordata; Actinopteri; Pomacentridae
Gene: pou3f2a
Product: POU class 3 homeobox 2a
Biological process (GO): regulation of transcription by RNA polymerase II; brain development
Cellular component (GO): nucleus
Molecular function (GO): DNA-binding transcription factor activity, RNA polymerase II-specific; RNA polymerase II cis-regulatory region sequence-specific DNA binding
Source: RefSeq, a predicted model, not a curated record
AUUUCCCUCACCGAUCUCCGCCAUCUGGCCGUGGAUGUGGGUUUGUCUGGCGGCUCGUCCGUGUGGAAACGGCGUCGCUGGAAAUGAAGGAAAAUGAAAAUGAAAAUGAGCUUCCCUCCCUCCCACCUCCUCACCCGCCUCCCCCCUGGGUUUCUGCUGAAUGAAAACUCUCCCCAAAGUUGAGCCAACAGGCAGGUGGACGCGCUGCAGUGCGCGCAGAGCAGCUCCUCUGUUUGGCCCCGGGUCGCUCUCUGUGCACGGUCCCUGCGCGCCCUUUGGAAGGCGCGGGUUGCAGCUGUGACGUGGGCGUCGUUGUUCCAUUCAGCGGCCUCGUCAUGGCAACGGGGCAGAAGCUGGAAGCACGCGGCCCUCCUCUCCGGAGCGCGUCCUGAGGCCACGAGGGCAGCUGGAAGUUUGAAACGCCCUCAGAUAUAUUCUCAGAUAUGCAGCCUCAGCUCAGAUCUGUAGGUCUGAAGAGUUCAAAACACGACUUAAAGCGCAACCUGUGCAACUUUUACGCUGCGUUUUGACGCACGCAGCGCUAAAAUGUGACCCAGUGACCUACAUCAAAGCAGUGUGAGGGAACAGAGGAAGCUUUUCUGUUUACUCUCCUCCACUCCGGGCUCCGGCUGCUGCAGGACCGCUACUAUUGUUGGGCAGAGUGAUCGGGCUUUCUGCACAAUCUCCCGUGACCAAUGAGCGGGGUGCUGUCAGGGGUAACCACAUCUGUCAACCGUUCUUGGCCAAUAAAGAGCGGAGCGAGGCGGACCACAGGUGCGCGCCUCUGCGUCCCCUUGGCACAGCGCCCGGGAGAUGCUGGAGAGAGACGCCGAGCUGCCCCGUGGCGCAAAAGAGUUCCUGUCAGCAGCCUCCUUUCAACUCCGCGCUCCGCUCCGGCUCGCACACCGAUGGCGACCGCCACGUCCAACCACUACAGCGUCCUCAGCGCCCCCAGCAGCGCGCCGCCGCCGCACUCCGAGUCCGGGAGCAUGCAGCAGGCGGCAGCGUACAGGGACGCGCACACCCUGCUCCAGAACGACUACGGCUCGUUACCGGGCGGUGGACAUCCGCUCAGCCACGCGCACCAGUGGAUCACGGCGCUGUCUCACGGUGACAGCGGGGCGCCGUGGCCGUCUAGUCCCCUCGGAGAGCAGGACGUGAAGCCGGUGCUGCAUGACAGUGACCGAGAGGAGCUGCAGAACUCCAGCAGUCUGCAGCAGCAGCAGCAGCAGCAGCAACAGCGACACCCUCACCUCCACCAGCAGCAUCACGACGCCAGAGGAUGGAGAAGCAGCGCAGCCAGCACGCACAUCUCCGCCAUGGCGACGUCUGAGGGCCAGAGCCUGGUCUACUCCCAGCCCAGCUUCGGGCUGAUGCCGGGGGGUGGAGAGCAGGGCGGGAUGCACCACCAUCCGCUGCGGGACGACGACCACCACAGCCACAGCCCGCACCUCAGCGAGCACGGAGGCGGCCCCGGGGCCCACCAGCAGCCUCUGUCCCACCAGCAGCAGCAGCAGCAGCACGGGGGCCACCAGCAGGACCAGUCGGACGAGGACACGCCGACCUCGGACGAGUUGGAGCAGUUCGCCAAGCAGUUCAAGCAGCGGCGCAUCAAGCUGGGCUUCACGCAGGCGGACGUGGGUCUGGCGCUGGGGACGCUCUACGGGAACGUGUUCUCCCAGACCACCAUCUGCAGGUUCGAGGCGCUCCAGCUGAGCUUCAAGAACAUGUGCAAACUCAAGCCGCUGCUGAACAAGUGGCUGGAGGAGGCGGACUCCACGUCGGGGAGCCCCACCAGCCUGGACAAGAUCGCGGCUCAGGGGCGCAAACGGAAAAAGAGGACCUCCAUCGAGGUGGGCGUCAAAGGCGCUCUGGAGAGCCACUUCCUGAAAUGUCCAAAACCCGGAGCGGCGGAGAUCAACUCGCUGGCGGACAGUCUGCAGCUGGAGAAGGAGGUGGUCCGGGUCUGGUUCUGCAACCGGCGGCAGAAGGAGAAGCGGAUGACGCCCGUCGGGGGGCAGAUACCGGGAGGAGAGGACAUGUACGGGGACACCCCUCCGCACCACGGAGGGCAAACCCCGGUGCAGUGACCGGAACGGGGCCGCGGGACCCGGAACCCUCCACGUUUCUUUUAUCAACCGAGCCGGAGCCGCUCGGGACUGGAUUCGGUGUUCGGUGGCACCGGGGCUCUGAAAAACACUCUGGACGGAGCGGAUGGAGGCACCGCGGCGCACCGGGCUGCUGCUGCUGCCUGCCAGCCCCCGAAAUUAAAUUAAACCAUCCUAAAAAAAAAAGGAGAAAAAAAGAUGAAGACAUUGUGUGGGACGCGGGGCUCCACCGGAACCGGGAGACAAAAGCAGCGGGAGGGCUGGAGUCGGUAAAUAAACGCCAUCUUUCACCAUAACAAAAGCAACAGGGGUUCUCCAGGAGGCAGAAAGAAAGCUGCACCAGCUCCCCUCACCACCGUUAUUAUUAUUAUUAUUAUUAUUAUUAUUAUUAUUAUUUGUGCGUAAUUUUUGGUGAUUUCUCCAAAUUUCUGGUGAUGUUUUGGCUGCAGCUGCAUCCACGUUCAACCUGCUUUAAUAGAAUAAUGAUCAAAUAAAAACAAAAAUUACAACAGUAACAAUAAUAAUAACAAUAACAAUAAUAACAACAAUAAUAAUAUUAAUAAUAAUAAUGAAGAUGAUGAUGAAGAAGAAGCUCCUCUCUGCGCCUGUUUACAGUGUUUUUUCUGCUCCUUUUUUCCUCCUAAAUGCUGUGAAAAACGACAUAAAGACACCCGGAGACUCUCUGGAUCCAGCUCGUCUUGCCUUCCUUUCCUAAACAAAAACAAACAACAACAAACAAACAAAUAAAAACAAACAGGACGUGACUGUCUCCUGCUACCAGCUCUUUGGCCUCAGAGCCUCACAUUUUCCUCCAGACUGUGACGCGCAGAGGACGAUCCGUGGGAUGUAUGAUUAUUAUUAUUAUUAUUAUUUGUUUUUAUUUGUACUGCUCCGUUUGUUUGUUUGUUUAUCUGUCGGUCAGUCUGUGCCAAAGCACAAACACAGACACGUGUUCUUGUGCCACUUUAAAAAUCCUGUGACUAUUAUUCUUAUUAAUAAUAACCUGAUCUGAUGUUUGUUUGGAGGAUUUUUUAUUUUUUUUGUUUGUUUUUGUUUGUUUUUCAUCCUCUGAAGCAAAAAUCUGAAGUUAAAAGGGAAAAAAACGCAGAAACUCAAAACUAAAAAGCAGCUGCAGGAAUUUAGAUGAAAUGUUUGAGUAAUAAUUUAAUAAUAAACCCAUAAAAUAUGAAUAUUUACAGAAGAGCAAUACACACGAAGGGCAUUUUUUUAUUAUUUUAUUUUAUUUAUGAAUGCAGGUGUUGCAUAAUAAUAAUCAUAAUAACAAUAAUUCGACCUGGAUUUAUGUUUUUCUCCGUUUUUACUGUGAUUCAUUUGAAAUCCUGCAGCUGCGUUUGAGUUUUCUGUUGGUAAAAAUAAUAAAUAACUAAAUAUAUAUAUAAAUAAAUAUAUAUAUAUCAAUAAAAACCAAAACAAAACAGCAUCGACCUGAAAUCUGUGAUACUAAAAACUGAAGUGGGAGGUUUUAAAAAAAAGUAAAUAUGAAAAGAAAAGAAAAAAAAUCAACGAUUGCACAAUUUCUAUCUGCUUUUUGUCAUUAAAUCGUAUUUGUUUUCUACA